AUGGAUUUUUCGUCUCCCUCUCGCGCCUUGCUGUCGCUGGACCGACGCCGUCCUGCGUUGCCCGAGGAUAUCCUGGCCAUUUCGAAACCCAUGUUUACCGGAUUGACCAAAUUGACAACCUCCUCCAAGUCUCUAGAUGGCCAAGUGACGCAAGAAUUAACCCAACAAUACCUCGAUGGGGUCGACCAAUUGCUCACCAAACCCGACCUUCGCUGGGAAGCCUUGGCGGUGGGAGUCUAUUGUGGAACGGGAUUGUUGGAGGCGCAGACAAACACCCCAGCGUCUGCACAAGACAAGAGCACCAGCAAUACGACAGUCUAUACGGAUGGACCUCGCGUCCCUUCCUCCACUCCGUCUCAUCCUGCCGUGGCCAACAUGCCCUCCAUUCCGUCGCCUCCCACCAAACCGGUCAAAUUGACCAAGGAACAGACACUCCAACUUGCCACUACUCUGCACAACAUUUCAUUGGCGCAUUUGGAGCAUUCUGAACCACGAAUUCGAACGUUGGUGGCCAAGGCAGUCGGAGCUCAUGCGGCCUAUUUGGUUUCCUGCAAUGCAGACGACGAUAAAGAGAGUGCCAACCUAUUGAAACAACAAUGUGCCGUGUUGCAUCAACGUGUCGCAUCGAGUAUUGAAGAACACAUGCAGCAAGGACGAGAAGUUCCCGUAGAGAACGUCGAGAAAUCGACGAACGACGACAAUGCACCCAAGACCGCCGUGUUGGAUGAUACCACUGGUUGGAGAGCCCUCGAGACGAAUUGGCAAUGCCUCGCUUGCUUUGUCCAACCACUCGGGAACCUCUACUUUGAACUGUUUCCCCUGGGAAUCUUGUUGGAUCAAUGCGAAUCCUCGGCUAUAGAACACGUCAAUCGACACGUUCGUGCCGCGGCCAUGUUGGUGCUGGAACAAUGGGUGCGGGCGGCGGCACAGGCGGACAAGGAAAGUCCCAUUCAUGCAGCCCUCUGCAAGACAUUGACCAAGGUUCUCAAGGAAGGAUUAGGCGACAAUUGGUCUCAAGUCCGAAUGGCCGCCAGUGUCUUGUGUCGUGCCUUUUUCCGAGAAUAUCUCAUUCAUCAUCCCAUGGAAAAUCCCAAACCCAUGUACGCGGUCGUCAUCCCGCGCAUGUGCUUGAAUCGAUUCUACUUGGCACAAGGAGUCAAACUCUAUUCCCAUGACACCUGGCGACAAGUCUUUAGUGAAAAUGGAUUGGAAUUGGUCGCCGAGAAUGUCGGGGCGGUGUGUAGGUACUACGUCAAGAUGUGCGAUGCCAACAAUCAUGUCGUUCGCGAAGCAGCCUGUCAAGCCGUGGCGGAACUGGCUGUCAAAUUGUCCCAACGCUAUCCCGAACAGUUGCAGCCAUACGUGUCCAUGUUGUUGCAGGCCCUCUUGAUGUGUUUUCAUGACGAAUCGUGGCCGGUCCGUGAUGAAGCUUGUCUGGCAUGUGGGAUCUUUUGCAAGGCGUAUCCUGAAGAAUGCCGGGAAGAAUUGAAAACGUUAUGGGACCGAUGGACCGAACAACUGACAGAUCAAAUCUGGUCCGUCCGCGAGGAUGCAGCGGCAGCGUUGGGAGAUGCCAUGCAAGCGUACGGCAAGGAAAUGGUGGACAAAUGUGUGGCCCUGGUCAAAAAGUUGAUGCCCAGUGCCAAGGACCAACCUGCAAUGACCAUGGAUGAAUACAAACAAAAGCAAAACGAUAUUGAAAGCCACACGGAUGCUCAGUUGUACAGUUGUGGCAGUUUGGCGCCCAAACUGGGCAAGAAGAGUGGUGCUGGUCGCAUUGGUUGCUCAUCGUGUGAUGUCAACAGGCCGAAAUCACCUUGGGAAGCCACAGAUGGUUGUAUCUACCUGCUUCGUGAAUUGGUGCUUCUAGGAAGUGGAGAAGAAGGCACAAACCCAGAAUUGGCCUUGCCGGAUGAUCAGUUACUGCCUUUCUGCAGAGAACUGGCGGAUGUGUGCCGUGUCCAGCAUUUUCCCCAAGGCGACGACCUAAGGGCAACACUCUGGAGACAGCUUCCAACCAUGGCACGUUGUUUGGGCAAGCAACGGUUCAAACGAUUGUACCUGGACAUUUUCACGGACCUCUUAAUGUCCAAUUUGGAACGUAGCACUGCUUCGGCCCUGUCCAAGCACGCUGCAGGUCAAUGCGCCGAAGAACUGGCACAGUUGGUUGGGUAUCCCAUCUUUCGCGGUCGAUUGGACGAUUACCAACAGGCUACGUUUGACAAGGCAAUGCGAGAAAGGCAACACAAUGCUCCCAAGGGCCCAAUGGAUGGGGGAGCCUUUAGUCCUUUUGGUCCUCCUGGAAUGAUGGACCCAUUCAUGAUGAACCCUCCUGGUGGCCGUGGUUCUCCCAAUUCUGCCACGGGUGUCCGUUCCUAG
Molecule: messenger RNA, 2379 nt
Organism: Seminavis robusta
Lineage: Eukaryota; Bacillariophyta; Bacillariophyceae; Naviculales; Naviculaceae
Source: the annotation of a GenBank genome assembly